Hibiscus syriacus is the source of this 542-nucleotide messenger RNA. RefSeq lists its product as uncharacterized. Bases 123 to 527 code for a protein of 134 amino acids. The transcript is spliced from 2 exons. The record is from RefSeq and is a predicted model, not a curated record. Lineage: Eukaryota; Viridiplantae; Streptophyta; Magnoliopsida; Malvales; Malvaceae.
CCAUCUGAUCCCCAAUAUUAUUUUCAAAUUUUCAGACUAAGUUUAUGUUAUAAUAAACCAUCAUUCUCUCUCCAUCAUUCUAUUUUGUUUUUCCAUUGGGGUUUGAGAUUUCGGUUGGAAAAAUGGUUUCGAUGUUGAGCUCUCAAGGAAUGGUGUUAGCCACAGCUAUGGCAGUCUCUGGCACAGUAAUUCUACUUGCUUUUCGUCUUCAGAAAUCUUUGGAUCAAAUCUCCCUGCCUUCUCAACAAGUCCCCCGUUCUUGCAUAUCUUCUGAAGGGAAGAAGAAGAAAAAGAAAGUGCACUUCGCGGAGGAUGUGAUGGAUCCAAGGACUGAUGGUUCAGAGUUCAGGAAACAGCCGAGGAAUCGGGUUAGAAUCAACAGUUCAGCGGCGUCGGCUUUGAAUUCAACACCAAAGUUCAAGAAAUUUGGUGGAGGUAACGAUAGAGGGAUUCCUGCUAAUAGACUUGCUCUGUACAAUGGAAUUCUCAGGGAUCGUGUCGUUCAACGAUUGGCUUACUCUUACUGAAAAACAAAUUAGGUG